CAAUAUAUGUUUCUUUUUCUUCUUCCUGUGGCAUGUAUAUGACGGCUUGGGGAGCUGAUUUGCCUUGAAAUCAGAUAAGAUCAAAUCGUAAGGUUUGUUUUGUCGUGUCCACAAACCCUAAAUUUGCAGAGCCAUGUCUUUCCUCCAGAUCAGCGCGUUGACUCAACAGCAAAAGGUGAAGAGCGUCUACAAAGCGUGCGCUCCGUCUUCUAGAGAUGUACCUUCACCACAGACACCACUUCCGAUACAACGCCGUGCUGCUGCGGGCCGAGUUCGAUAAGCAUGCCAAAGAGAAGGACAUGGUGAAGGUGAAGAAGCUGCUGGAGGAUGCCGAGUAUCAGCUGUGGAGCAACCAGCACUACCAACCCAAACAAUUUCCCGACUCGCCGGGCGGCGUGGCGCACGAGCGCGAGGUGGUACCCCCCGACUGGGUGCUGGACGGCUGGCACCCGCUCGAGAAGGCCAUGUACCCCGAAUACUUCGCGCGCCGCGAGGAGCGCAAGAAGGAGUACGUCAAGUGGUGGGAACAGCAGUACGGGGGCCCCGACGCCGCCAAGGAUAAGCUGCAUUGAGCCGCCAGUGGCGCCGCCCAGCGGGUUACAUCGGAAGCUGCCGCGAUGCGCGGCCCACACCAUUAGAGCAAUGCGUGAAAUGCGGAGAAGUGCUCGGUCCCAGUGUGUGAGAUGAACAGACGGGUGUUUGGACGCUCCGUGACGCGGUGCUAGAGCACUGCUGUCGUGCAAGUAAGGUGUGGAUGCCUGCAUGCUCUUCAUGCCCAAUGCAUUGGAACUUUGAAGGCCUCAACCCUUGCCAAUGGCCACCUAGGGUUUUAAGGAAUGGUAAGCCACUCGACGAAUGACAGGUGAUUGUGUGACGUUCUGAAAUCAUGUAUUGGGCCGCUGUCUCUGUACAUAUUAAUAUAUGAACAGCAUGAUGCCACA
Pollicipes pollicipes is the source of this 941-nucleotide messenger RNA. RefSeq names its product NADH dehydrogenase [ubiquinone] 1 beta subcomplex subunit 9-like. The coding region runs from base 216 to 572 and encodes 118 amino acids. The transcript is spliced from 4 exons. NCBI's taxonomy places the organism in Eukaryota, Metazoa, Arthropoda, Thecostraca, Pollicipedomorpha, Pollicipedidae. Gene Ontology annotation, biological process: mitochondrial electron transport, NADH to ubiquinone. The record is from RefSeq and is a predicted model, not a curated record. Gene Ontology annotation, cellular component: respiratory chain complex I.